Messenger RNA from Oncorhynchus nerka (sockeye salmon), 1839 nucleotides. RefSeq lists its product as uncharacterized. The record is from RefSeq and is a predicted model, not a curated record. The transcript has 3 exons. Lineage: Eukaryota; Metazoa; Chordata; Actinopteri; Salmoniformes; Salmonidae. The coding region runs from base 1 to 906 and encodes 301 amino acids.
AUGGCUGUGGUUUUUCACACUCAAAUAGCCUCCAUUAUGGAGGUGCUAGCGAAUGCAGCCGUGGCAGAGAUUUGUAAACUCGUAGACGACGACUAUGCAGUGUUUCGUUUGGAAAUAACUCAAAGCCAGAAAGAAAACGGGGCAUUACGGAGGAAACUACAGUUACUGGAACUGAAGAAGGUGGCGCGAGAGCGCGUCCUCGCCAGUCGUCCCAGUAGUGUCAAGAUCCUCGACCGAUACAGAGGAGUGACAAGAGGCCACGUGAGCUUUGUGAAGCCAGCAGGACACAAUACAUGGAGAGAUGACCAACCAAUCACUGUUGAUGAGGGGAGUGGAACCUCAACCCAGCAUGUUAUUGUGAUAGAGGCUGCAGAUGCUGCAGGUCCUGGGGUCAAGCAGGAGAGUUCUGAAGGAAAGGAUGACCCACGGCACAUCCAAACUGGAGUGCCUCCUGUAGCCAUGGAGGACCCCACCACUUCCCCAGCCGCACCCAGGACCCGACGCAGCAUCACGGAGGUUGGUGGAACACUGGAUGCCACCCUCAAGUCAGAGACAGACACCAAGAAUUUAACAGGUCUGGGGCGAUUGGGCUGUCCUCCUGCUCUCCGCUCAGAAUAUUUACUUGAUGGUAACCUAAGCCCGAGGAUGGAUCUGUCCCAUCAGGACUUAAGUGACACAUUACAGACUGGCAAUGAUCCGUCCUGUUCAUACGCUACAGAGAUGAUACCUGGUGACAUGCCAGUCAUCUUAGAUACACAGACUAAUCCAAUGAGAGGGGACUGGAACCGGUACAGUAGUAGUGUAUACCCUGAAGGGUGCCUAGAUAAGAAAGGGGAGGUUAUAGUGAUAGAUGAGGUGACUGUGAAAGUGGAGAGCGACCCUCCUCUGACAUGGAAUGCAGACUAGACUCACUUAGGAGAAGGCCAUUCACAGGGCAACACCAGUGACUUCUUAGACUGCAGGGAAAGCUUAGAGACAAAUCUAACUGUUGCAACCCACUCCCCUUUACACACGCUCAGGGAUCACGACCCACUGUCCACGCCGAUGUCACCUUCCGAUUCACAAUACCUUUUCGAUCAGGUAUUGAACUCAAACGACAGGGCUAGAGUCCAGGCUCGGGGAUGGGGAGCCACAUCAGGCAAUAGCAAAGAGAAACGGUUCCUCUGCAUGUUCUGUAACAAAGGCUUCAACAGCUCCCAGAAGGUGGAGAUCCACCAGAGGGUCCACACAGGGGAGAAAUCAUGCAGCUGUACCCAGUGUCAUAUGCGCUUCACCCAGGCUGGCAACCUGAAGAGGCACCAGAGGGUCCACACAGGGGAGAAAUCCUACAGCAACCCUCAAGUGUGAGAAGAGGUUCUCCCACCAGCACCAACUGAACAUGCACUUAAGUCCACACGGGGGAAAGGCCAUUUGCCUGUAUGCACUACGGGAAGAGGUACUCCGAGGAUACACCAGCAGAAAAAACAUUCCACGGAUUGACCUAGAAAUGAACCAUUCCACUCGAUAGCUUCUGACGUUUAGAUCAAACCCUGCAUUAAAGACAAAGAGAAAUGUUAAUUGGUGUCAGCAGAAAAGCUCCACACAUACAUUUGGAAUAACAGAUUUCAGUGUUGAAUACUCCUGGGUAGAACAUUGCAUCCAGACAUGAUAUAAGCCUAAAAAGUCGGUUUCAUGGUGUUUGUACUGUGUAGGAUAUGAUGUUCAACUACCUAAUGUUUUUCCCAAGACACUUUUAAUGAGAAAAUGAAUGCAGUUUAUCAUGUUCAUUCUGAUUUUUAGUUGAGACGUAUGUGUGGUUUUAUAUGGUGUAUUUAAAAUGUAUGUUUAAUAUUCACAAAA